This is a messenger RNA of Glycine soja, 2437 nucleotides long. Its product is annotated as FAD synthase-like. Gene Ontology annotation, biological process: FAD biosynthetic process. NCBI's taxonomy places the organism in Eukaryota, Viridiplantae, Streptophyta, Magnoliopsida, Fabales, Fabaceae. Gene Ontology annotation, molecular function: FMN adenylyltransferase activity. The record is from RefSeq and is a predicted model, not a curated record. Bases 347 to 1867 code for a protein of 506 amino acids. The transcript is spliced from 17 exons.
AUCUUAGGCUUUCUAUCUGCGAAGGAGGGUGACCCCCCCUGGAUCCGGUUAUCUUAUUAAAUUUCUGUUGGAGCGGCCACUUCAUUUUUCGUGCGCAGCGACAACACAACGUAGAUAAGACCAUCGUUGUUUUGUUCAGAUUCUGCGCGUUUUUUCAUUGUCACAUAAUAACCAACCACAUUCUGCAUGUCCAAUUCUUCUUCUUCUUAAAUAUAUAUCGUCUUCUCACUCCCAUCCAAUCCCCUUUUGAAAACGCCACAAUCUUUCAUUCAAUCACUUCACUGUCGUACACUCACACCUUGCUCCCCCCCCCCCCCUUCUCCAAUUCGCUACAAGGCUUUUCAACAUGGAGAUCGAUAAGGCAAUUAGAGAGUGUGACGAUCGAAGACUUCAGACCAAGUACAACAACGCUACCUAUGUUGUUCAGAGAGCUUUGGCUUUGUAUUCUAUUGAGGAGGUUGCCUUCAGUUUCAAUGGAGGAAAGGAUUCAACAGUUUUGUUGCACAUACUCAGGGCUGGCUAUUUCUUGCAUAAAAAGGGGCAAAAUAGUGUCAAUGGGGAUCUAAAAGAUUUUCCAAUUCGAACAAUAUAUUUUGAGAGUCCUUGUGCAUUCCCAGAAAUCAACUCAUUUACCUAUGAUACUGCUGCCAUCUAUGGGUUGCAAAUUGACACCAUCAGCUUAGAUUUCAAGUCUGGUUUGGAGGCUUUGCUAAAGGAAAAACCGAUUCGAGCUAUCUUCCUUGGAGUUCGAAUUGGAGACCCUACUGCGGUUGGUCAAGAACAAUUCUCCCCUAGUUCACCUGGGUGGCCACCUUUCAUGAGGCUGAAUCCCAUUUUAGAUUGGUCAUACAGAGACGUGUGGGCCUUCCUUUUAACUUGCAAGGUGAACUAUUGCAGCCUUUAUGAUCAAGGUUAUACUUCAAUUGGGAGCAUAUACGACACAGUUCCCAACUCAUUAUUAUGCAUUAGCAAUUCUUCCAAUAAAUUCAAACCUGCAUAUUUACUUGCUGACGGAAGAUUAGAGAGGGCAGGGAGGGCUAAAAGGCCAUCUACUUCAACUGGUGGACAAAUUCCUGCAGAGAGCAAUGGCCUGACUAGCCAGGAUUCAUAUAAAAACAGCAUGCUCACAGCAUCAAUCAUUGCUGUGGGAGAUGAGAUUCUGUUUGGCAAUCUUGAGGAUCUGUUGGGACCUUAUUUGUGUAGGAAACUGCAUUCAAUUGGUUGGUCUGUGUUACAACAUUCUGCUGUGCACAACAAUAUAGAUUCUGUGGCCGAAGAAGUUGAGAGACAAAAAUCUAAAAGUGAUAUGGUAUUUAUAUAUGGAGGUGUAGGUCCACUGCAUUCAGAUGUUACCAUAGCAGGCAUUGCAAAAGCUUUUGGUGUUCGUUUGGCUCCUGAUGAAGAAUUUGAAGAAUAUCUCAGGCAUAUUAUUGGUGAUCAGUGCACUGGUGACCGAAAUGAGAUGGCUCAAUUGCCUGAGGGCAUAACUGAAUUGUGGCAUCAUGACAAAUUGUCUGUGCCCUUGAUCAAGUGCGAAAAUGUAAUAAUUCUUAGUGCAACAAAUGUUCCGGAGAUGGAAAAGCAGUGGGACUGUUGGAUUGAAUUAGCAAAAUCUAGUGACCUACUAGCAUUGCUGGAACCAUAUGUAUCAAAGCAUGUGACAACUAAUCUUUCAGAUGUUGAAAUUGCUCAACCUCUGUCAAAGCUUUGCCUUGAAUUUCCAGAUCUUUAUAUUGGCUGUUACCGCAAUGCCAGAUAUGGAUCUCUUAUAGUAAGCUUCAAAGGAAAGGACCUAACACGCAUUGAAUCAGCUAUAAAAGCUUUACAAAAGAAAUUUCAACCCAGUGCUUUCAUUGAGACGAAAUAGGAUGAUGUUCUAAAUGCUAUGGUCCAUUUCUUUUGGAUGCCAACAGAAUGAAAACCUUUCAUGGCUGGGGUCAUAUCAUUCUCAUAUUACCUACAAAUAUAAGAUGCAUUGGGAUAAAGAUGGAGAGGGAAGAAAAUCAAGGUGCUGCUGUAUUGGUAGAAGAAAGAACAAUGGCACAAGGAGGUGGCUGAAUCUUCAAUUCUAUUGCCAUACACAGCACUUUUAACUGCUUCAUGGAGCAUGGACAACCUAUUGAUUAUUAUUGAAUUAUUAUUGAAUUAUCUCAACUUACAUCACCGCUUUACAAGUAUACACUAUACAGGUUUUUUCGUUGAAAAUUCAGCAUUUAAACCUUUAUUUAGCAGGGCGAAUUGCAUCAUCAGCUUUGGCUGCUAUAUAUCUGAUUUUAUGUUGAUUAUAAUAUACUCUGCUCUAUAGUUAGCAAGAAGUAGGCCAUCUGGUGUAUGAACCAUUUUGCUAAUUUUUUUUUACCAUUCAACACUGGGGCAUAAUUUGGCCAGUGCAAUAACGUAGUUAUUGGGAAAGUCACCAUGCCCCUUCUCGUUUUAA